Molecule: messenger RNA, 1261 nt
Organism: Ylistrum balloti
Lineage: Eukaryota; Metazoa; Mollusca; Bivalvia; Pectinida; Pectinidae
Product: MAD2L1-binding protein-like
Exons: 2
Coding region: 1-1029 (342 amino acids)
Biological process (GO): regulation of exit from mitosis
Cellular component (GO): nucleus
Source: RefSeq, a predicted model, not a curated record
AUGGCGAGAAGAAAGGGGAAAGACGAAGAUAGACUGUCGUGUACUUUUGUUUUUGAUGGCACAUUGCAAUCAGGAGUGCGAGGGUCACUGAUUAUCGAACUUAUUAAGUAUCUUCUAUAUGAACGACAACAGAUCCCUUUGCCUGUCGACUACGUGAAGCAAGAGUUGAAAAAACUAUCAGAGAGUCAAUUAGAAACCGGACAACAGAAUGGUUCUAGAAAACCAAGAUGUCGACAGUUGAACAAGCUAGAGGUUAAGAGAGCCACAAACACAGUUAAGAAUUUGGAGGAAUUGUCAUCACAUGUACUGCAGGUUUUUGAGUUGUGUCCUGAGAUCCAAAAGGUCCUUCUGAUGUUUGGAGGAACAUCCGUCAGUCCCAAGGAAUCUUAUCUGGUGAAUCUACCUGAUAUCAAUCCAGAGGCAGAGGGUCUCCCUCUGAAAACCUGUGUAAGAUCCCUGUACAGACAGCUUGUAUCACAGGACAUAAUGGGUAACUCAAAGCGAAUAGGACCCACAAGCUUGAGAGUGUUACUCCAUGCUCCCAGGGAGUCAGGAGUGGAAUGGUUCCUUCCAAAGCCGACAUUCAGAGUACCCAAGAGGGGGAAACAAAUUGUUUUGAAUCUUUGUGGCAAACAUUCCAAUACUUACAGUCAGAAUAUCACCAAGGAUGAAUAUGAGAUAGAAAUAUCUGGAAUUGAACCACUAGAGUGUUCCAAUACCAGUGUUUGUCUUGAAGAAGGCAGUGAAGACCAUUUGUCAUUCUUUUCAAAUAAAUGGGCUCAUGAUAGUCCCAACAGUUAUAGCUCUCAGUCACAAGAUAGUCUUUCAACAAUGGGUAUAAAUUCAACAGACACGAUCAUUCAGAGUGUUGUAAACAUGCAGUUUAAUGAUGUGAUAAACGAAAGUAUAGAUGAUCACUUAAUCACCCUGAAAGAAGAACAAUAUGUGUGGUUCCAGGCACCACUUUUGGUGAAAGGAUAUAAAGACAGAUCAUCAAGACAGGCCUCAAUGACUGAUGGCUUGAUAUAAAGUGUAGUGAUAGCUAGCUGCAGAUUACACUGAUUAUAUUAACCAGUACAACUUUAUAAUGUGAGAAAUUAAACAGUACGAGAACCAAAACUCCAAUUGUUUCAAAUACUGGUAUCUUAUUGGAUGUAUACCUUGUGAUGUUUAACAAAGGUCCUUCAAAUUUUCCCAUAUGGUGAACAUAAGAUGUGGAAAUAAACGUUUCCCAACAUCCAAGUUAUCUCCUUUAUUGUGU